Messenger RNA from Eutrema salsugineum, 1392 nucleotides. RefSeq names its product extensin. The transcript is spliced from 2 exons. Bases 61 to 1230 code for a protein of 389 amino acids. The record is from RefSeq and is a predicted model, not a curated record. Lineage: Eukaryota; Viridiplantae; Streptophyta; Magnoliopsida; Brassicales; Brassicaceae.
CUUUCCUAGAUAACCCUCUGUUUCAUAGUAAAGAGAAAGAGAGAGACAGAGUCGAUAACUAUGGAGAGAACAACGACCUUAUGGGUUUGGUUUAUUCUUACGAUUUUCAUAGGAAUCUCUAUUAAUGGAGGUUUCUCUGAAGGACAGCAACAUCUUACGAAGAAGACACGUUCUUCUGCGGUUGUGGUCGGAACUGUCUACUGUGACACUUGUUUUAAUGGCGCCUUUUCCAAAUCACCCAACCACUUAAUCCCAGGUGCGUUAGUUGCAGUAGAAUGCAUAGACGAGAACUCGAAACCGAGUUUCAGACAAGAAGUGAAAACAGACGAGCACGGAGAGUUCAAAGCAAAGCUACCAUUCUCUGUAAGCAAACACGUGAAGAGGAUCAAGAGAUGCUCGGUGAAGUUGCUAGCUAGCUCAAAGCCAUACUGUUCAGUAGCUGCUUCCGCGACUUCUUCUUCUCUCAAACGCAUUAAAACGAGCAAACAACAUGGUGACAACACUCGGGUGUUCUCCGCAGGGUUCUUCACUUUCAAACCCGAAAACCAACCAGAGAUCUGUAGCCAAAAACCGAUCAAUCUCCGUGGAACCAAGCCUCUAUUACCGGAUCCUGCAUUCCCUCCACCAAUCCAAGAUCCGGUUCCUAACAAUCCUUCUCCUCUCCCAAACCUCCCAAUCAUCCCUCCGCUUCCGGACUUACCUCUUCCUCAACUCCCUCCUCUUCUUCCUCCAGGAACGCCUCAGAAAUCAGCUUCCUUGCAAAACAAGAAAGGUGAUUCCUUGGAAGACAAGAAAACCGAAGUACUAAAACCAAAUUUCUUCUUUCCUCCAAAUCCGGUAACGCCUCUCCUCCCUCCAACACCGCUUAACCCGCCUCUUAUCCCUCCAAACCCACUAAACCCGCCGUCUCUUAUCCCUCCAAACCCGCUAAAUCCGCCGUCUCUUAUCCCACCAAACCCUUUGAUUCCUUCUCCGCCAACUCUUCCUCUUCCACCGCUACCGUUUCAGCCGCCUCCUUCGACGUUGCUUCCUCCUCUGCCGUCGGUUCCGACUCUUCCUCCUGUUCCGGUCAUAACUCCGCCUUCACCGACGCCACCUUCUUCUUUCCCUGUUCCUAUUCCUCUCCCUCCCCUCAUCCCUGGAACCCCUCCCAUCAUCCCUGGAAUCCCUCCCAUUAUCCCUGGAGUCCCUCCGGCUUCGACUUCCUUUUCUAGUCACCAUCAACCCUAAAUUUCAUUAUCCUUUCUCCACACCUUUUUCUCAUCAUGUAAUCUAUAAUAUAUGUAUCAUCUCUGUUUUUUUGUUUUUUUUUUUGGUUUCCUCGGCAUUUUCACUUGUUGGCUUGUUGUAAUUUCAAUAAUUAUUGUUAUUAAGGAGUUUCAUUUUCUGAUU